ACCGCGGUCGAUGCCAGAAGAAUUCGUAUUUUGUCAUCCUUGUUAUCGAUGCACCGGGAGCAGUUCUGUCAAACAAUAAGUGCGGAAUUGUUGUCGAAUUGUCGCGGCAGUGAAUCGAUCCCACCGCGUCGUUCGACAUGGGAGACGGCAAGGAGGGCGAGCGGCAACCGCUGUUGAAGAACGAGAACGUCACGUAUAGCUCACAUGGUAGCGAUGCGAUCGACGAGACACAAUCCAACGUCAACACUGUGUCGCCGAUUGGGCCGGAUGAAUUACCGCCGCCGUAUCAGUCCGCGACGCAGGGUGGCAUGCCGAUGGUCACUUGCAGAGUCUGUCAAGCGAUGAUAGAUAUUUCCGGCAAGAGGGAUCAGCACGUCGUCAAGUGUUGUCAAUGUAACGAGGCCACGCCCAUACGGAAUGCUCCACCUGGAAAAAAAUAUGUACGAUGUCCAUGUAAUUGUCUGCUAAUAUGCAAAAGUUCUUCACAACGUAUUGCCUGUCCAAGGCCGAAUUGUAAACGUAUUAUUAAUCUGGCUCCAAGCCCUAUUACACCACCAGUUUUGUCCAUGCCAGGCAUGUGCAGGGUAGGCUGUGCUCAUUGCCAUGAUACAUUCUUGUUUAACACAUUAAAUAAUGCUUUGGCACGAUGUCCACAUUGUCGUAAAAUAUCUUCAGUUGGUCCAGAUUUUGCUAGAGGACGAGGGAUUGUAUUCAUUAUUGUUGGAAUUAUAGCUUUAGUAAUUGCUAUAGCUAUAACGGUUGGGACCUACAAAUAUGUAAAGGCAAGUGGUGGAAUUUAUGUCGCUUAUGUUGGUGCAUUUUUAUUGGCAAUCUUGUGCUUGGGACGCAGCAUUUAUUAUUGUACAAUGAAGAUCAGUUUGAUAGAAGGUCCCAUGUAGUCUAAAAAGCAAUGAACAAUCCCCUUGAGAGAUGAAUGUCAUGUAAUCUGUUUAGAUCAAAUGUUUAUAGUAAUGUGACAUCUCAAGUUCGUUUUAAGACAAGAAUGAUAGAUAUAUAUAUAUAUAUAUAUACAUAUACAUAUACAUAUACAUGGCCAUAUGUGCGUAUGCAGACCUGUAUUGUUUAUGAUAAUAAUGCAUGUAUACAUACAUUCUCUUAUAUAAUAUGCAUGCACAUAUGAACGUGUUUCGUGAUCAGAAAGAAAGCAUUUUGACAUUUGCAAUGCUUUCUUCAGGUAAAAUAAGAUUAUAGGAAAUUUCUCUCGGAGAAGUCUUGUUUUAUGAAGAAUUGAUUCUCUGCACCUUUAUAUGCGCGUAGGAUCAAUUAUGGGCUCCAAUUUUUAAUUUCAAUAUACUGACUAGAAUACACUCUAUAAAUAUAUACAAGCUUUCUACAAUACAUUAUGUAUAUCGAGUGCACUUAAAUAAAAUCAAAGUGCUUAUAAUUGUUCCAAACAUAAGAAUAUAGUAAAUUUUUAAAUUCGUACAUAAGUCUAUGCAAAUUGUGUUUUUAAAUUUCUUUGUUCUAUAUGAAUAUCUGUAUCGAAAAUAUUAAAAAAAAAAUCGUAUCAAUUAUUUCAAAUAAAUUUCUGGAUUUAUAUAACACAUGACACAUGUAUGAGAAAUUGUAUGAGACACAAAUGUAUGGGUGUAUAUAUUAGUUAUAUCACUAUUAAAUAUCGCAAUUAGUUAAUAUAAACUUUCAAAUACAAUUAUUACACAGAAAAUGCUGCAAUUUUUAGUCGUCAAAGAUACAUGCAAACGCGAUUUUGUCCCAGGUAUGAAAAUAAAAAUAAAAAUAUAUUUCUUGUAGUA
This is a messenger RNA of Cataglyphis hispanica, 1775 nucleotides long. Its product is annotated as type 1 phosphatidylinositol 4,5-bisphosphate 4-phosphatase. The record is from RefSeq and is a predicted model, not a curated record. The transcript is spliced from 6 exons. Lineage: Eukaryota; Metazoa; Arthropoda; Insecta; Hymenoptera; Formicidae. Gene Ontology annotation, cellular component: phagocytic vesicle membrane; late endosome membrane; plasma membrane. Gene Ontology annotation, biological process: phosphatidylinositol dephosphorylation. Gene Ontology annotation, molecular function: phosphatidylinositol-4,5-bisphosphate 4-phosphatase activity. The coding region runs from base 138 to 899 and encodes 253 amino acids.